UACGAGGCUGGUGCUGUGGUCAUCUAUUUUUUGAAUGUUAGAAACGAACGAAGAAUCUUGUCACUGACGCAGUUUGAAAACGACAAAAAGGACAUUUAUCUAUUUACCCCUGGAGAUGAUGACGGUCUGGUCUCCAAGUAAGAAGUUUCAAUGAAAAUAUCAACCCCCCCCCCCCUUUUUUUCCCUCUCUUUUUAAGAACAAUAAAAUGUUCUCUUCCAUCUGGUGCCGAGACCAGGAUCUCUAACUUACCUGGUAUUAUACAGGUGUCGCGUCGCCAUUGAAUGGCGAGCUUUGUCCCAGUGUUCUGACAGUUGACCUGGCAUUGCCCAGGUUUACGUCGCCAUUUAAUGGCGAGCUGUGUGUCAGUGUUCUGACAGUUGACCUGGCAUUGCCCAGGUUUACGUCGCCAUUGAAUGACGAGCUGUGUGUCAGUGUUCUGACACGGUGGGGGUUAACCUCAAAUAUCUUCCGCAAAUGUGUUGAUGUUUGGCUAUUUAUAGCUCUUUUUGUACCGUAUAUACUAACACAUAGAGAAUACAUCGCACUAGAGCAGGGGUCGGGAGCCUAUGGCUCGCGAGCCAGAUAUGGCUCUAUUGAUGGCUGCAUCUGGCUCGCAGACAAAUGUUCGAUUGUUUAAAAAAAGUGGUAAGAAAUACUCAUUAUUGAUUAGCAACAGCAUAACAAUGUUAUUAAAAAGAAUGCAUAGACAUAAUUAUUGCAUUUUUAGUGUUGAAAUUACACAAAAUGCACACAUUUACUUGAAUUUUUAGUUUUAAACAUAAUGUAUGGCUCGCACAGAAUUACUUUUCAAAAUAUGUGGUGUCCAUGGCUCUCUCAGACAAAAAGGUUCCCGACCCCUGCACUAAAGGUUAGGUCAAACUAGAGGUUAGGUCACACUAGAGCUUAUGUCACAGUAGACAUGAGGUCACACUAGAGGUUUGGUUGCGCUAGAGGUUAGGUGGCAUUAGAGGUCAGGUCACACCAGAGGUUAGGUCGCAGUAGGGAUUAGGUCCCACUGGAGGUUUUGCUGCGCUAAAGAGUAGGUCGCACUAUUGGUUAGGUCACACUAGAGUUUAGGUCAAACUAGAGGUUAGAUCAUAAUAGAGGUUAGGUCGUAAUAGAAGUUACGUUGCGCUAGAGGUUAGGUGACAAUGGAGGUUAGGUCGCAAGGACUCACCAGAGGUUAGCUCUCAUCCUUAGGGGAGUUAAUUGCCCUUUUUAAAUGUAAAUAUAUAAUCAACAUUUGUCGGAAAGACGUCACAAAAGAAUUUUCUAUAUUAACUUUCAAAACUGAAGAGCAAUUGUCAUUCACUGUGUCAUCAUUAAUAGCUUUUGUUAUUUUCAAAACGUAUUGUCUCUGCUCGAGCGAAAACGAUUUUUCAAAUUUUAAACUCUAGCCAUAGGCAAAUUUAACUAAAUAAUUAAGAGGAAACUUGACUCUUGACGAGCGCCCCCCCCCCCCCCCAACACUUAACACUUCCUUUCUUCCCUCUCUUGAACAUGUUUAUUCUACGAUCUUGUCUUAAAAACAUCGGCUCAGGUUCGUCAAGCUGAAUGACGUAGUACUGCUGAUGAAUGACACCAACCUGCCGCCGAUGCCGCCGAUGAGAGUCAGUGGGGAUGUCGCCGUGGAGGCGCGGACUUACGGAUUCAUCGUCGUCCCCGAGGCGAACCAGACUUUGUGUGUGGACUACUUCAAGUCACGCUAUCCCCCUACCAGCGGCACUGGGACUGCGGCGAGCGAAAACCCGACCAUGCACUCUGACGCGCACUCGGGCGCAACCUCCGGCAUGGACCCGAUUACAAACCUAAUCACAGACCCAAUCACAAACCUGAUCACGGACGCGAUCACAGACCCGGGCACAGACAUGGUCACGCACCCUGACGUGAACUCAAACGCAACCGGUGGCACAAGCCCCAUCACAAAACGAACCACACACUCAAUCACACACCGAAUCACAGACCCAAUCACACACCCAAUCACAAACCCAGUCACUGACCCGGACACACACCCGGGCACGGACUCGAUCACAGACCCAAUCACAAAAUCAAAGACCACGUCCAACACUGCCGUGCACCGGACGGAUAAAAACUGCUCUCCUUCCAAGAGAUUUAGUUCACUGUGGUUGUUGGUGUCUUACAGACUUUCACUUAUCUUUUAG
Messenger RNA from Lymnaea stagnalis (great pond snail), 2163 nucleotides. Lineage: Eukaryota; Metazoa; Mollusca; Gastropoda; Lymnaeidae. The record is from the annotation of a GenBank genome assembly.